AUGAACAGCAAGACGGAACAGCUAUGGGAAGCCCUGCUUGUUUCCGCAGUUAUAGCUAACAUCUACAUGGAAGAAUUUGAGGAACAGGCGAUAACAAAUGCGACUUGCAAACCUAAGAUCUGGAAACGAUAUGUAGAUGACACUUUCCCAGUCUCAGACCGGGACCAUGUCGACGACUUUUUACAACAUUUAAACUGUCAACAGUCUACUAUUCGUUUUACCAUGGAAAUCGAGAAAGAUAACACCAUUCCUUUUCUCGACAUAACAGUUACAAGGGACUCAGACGGUCUUGUCACUACUACUGUCUACAGAAAACCCACCCACACUAACCAGUACCUAGCCUAUGAUUCACACCACCCUCAGUCAGUAAAGCGUGCUACUGUUAAGUGUCUAUAUGACCGUGCCAAACACCUCACAACGAAAGCGUCAGUUAUCUCUGAGAAAAAGAGACACUUGUCAUCUGUACUUGUUUCUAAUGGUUAUCCUUCUUCAUUUGUACGAAAACUCGUAAAGACAGCAAGGGUAACAGCCAGCAAAGAACCCGCGCAGGAAUUUGAAUCUAUUGCCGUUCUCCCUAACAUAAAUGGUGUAUCAGAGGUUUUUCGCCGCUGCCUACAACAUCAAGGCAACAAAAGGAGACGGUGUCGUUUACAAGAUCCCAUGCGAAUGCGACAAUGUGUAUACCGGUGA
Pocillopora verrucosa is the source of this 690-nucleotide messenger RNA. RefSeq lists its product as uncharacterized. NCBI's taxonomy places the organism in Eukaryota, Metazoa, Cnidaria, Anthozoa, Scleractinia, Pocilloporidae. The record is from RefSeq and is a predicted model, not a curated record.